AUGGGGAAGCCAAGAAAGGUUAAGUGGGAGGAAGGUUUGCCUGAUAACUACUUCUUUGGAACAUGUCAAUCAAGGAAGCUCUUUCCUUACUACCAUCCCCCAAACAGAUUGGGGAACAAGUUUCUCCCUAUUAGGGGGGCGCCCCACCGUGGGCCUGGACGGUACACAGACACAGAUUGGAAUAGCUUAGCAUACAACUUAUCUAAGAUUCCCACCAGUGUAAAAGGAUAUACUCUCGGAGCCAGAACAGCGGCAAGAUUUAAGACAAUCAAGGAUACAACACCUUACCCAGGCAUGUACCAGAAAGUAAACACUGGUGAAAAGAAAGUCAAGCAAAAUUUUGCUCCAUUUAAUACCUUGAUGCCUCAAUUUGGGAGCUAUUCAAAGGAGCCUUCUUAUCCUGGUCCUGGCACAUACAACCCAGAGAAAAAGCCACCCUUAAAAGUUACUUGGCCAAUGGUAUUUGGAGCUCCAGACUGGGAUCAGGUUCCUUGUCUGGAGAAAAGAACCCUUAAAACUGAGCUGUCAACAGACAAAGACUUCAGAGAGCAUCGGAACCGUGUGGCUUACUUCAGCCUAUAUUACAAUUGAGAAGUAGUCACUACCUUCAUGUACUCUUCUUGACCAGGGGAUCUCCAGGACUGAGUAGAGAGGCCUUCUUCUACUUCUUCAUUAAUUUGGCCCUCUUGUCUGCCAGGGUGGGGCCAAGGGAGAGGAGCAAGGUCUCAUACCAACUGUAUACAAACAUAAAAGACUUGUCAAGUA
Messenger RNA from Dipodomys spectabilis (banner-tailed kangaroo rat), 765 nucleotides. RefSeq names its product primary cilia formation (gene Cimap3). The transcript is spliced from 6 exons. Lineage: Eukaryota; Metazoa; Chordata; Mammalia; Rodentia; Heteromyidae. Gene Ontology annotation, cellular component: ciliary basal body. Gene Ontology annotation, molecular function: cytoskeletal protein binding. Gene Ontology annotation, biological process: regulation of cell projection organization. Bases 1 to 591 code for a protein of 196 amino acids. The record is from RefSeq and is a predicted model, not a curated record.